CUGAGAAAGAAGAAGAGCCAGGGAGCGGAUUGGUCCAAAGUUUGGCGGACUUUAUCCUCUGCAGUGAGGGUCUUUUUGUUCAGCCCCCGUGCUCACAUUUCAGUCCUAAAGUGACAGCUGUAGCCUACACUAUACUGAUUUCCUCUCCGAGUGACCAGUGAAACAGAGAAACCAUGUCUUUGACUAAUGGCCACAGUGUGAGCAAAGAAACAUGGGAUUCACACAACCAGAUGAUGCUGGAUCCUCUGUCCGUCAGCGACUCUGAGGUGUUCUCCAUCAUAAAAAAAGAGAAGCACAGGCAGACGUACGGGCUGGAGCUCAUAGCGUCCGAGAACUUCACCAGCAGAGCCGUUUUAGAGGCUCUGGGUUCCUGCAUGAACAACAAAUACUCUGAGGGAUAUCCCGGACAGAGGUACUACGGUGGUACGGAGCAUGUUGAUGAGCUGGAGAGACUCUGUCAGAAGAGGUCGCUGGAGACGUAUGGUCUGGACUCAGAGAAAUGGGGCGUCAACGUGCAGCCUUACUCAGGUUCACCCGCUAACUUUGCCGUCUACACGGCCGUUGUGGAGCCUCACGGCAGGAUCAUGGGGCUGGACCUUCCCGAUGGAGGUCACCUGACACACGGCUUCAUGACUGAGAAGAAGAAAAUAUCCGCAACGUCCAUCUUCUUUGAGUCCAUGCCGUACAAGGUGAAUCCAGAUACUGGCUACAUUGACUACGACAGACUGCAAGAAAACGCCCGGCUCUUCCACCCCAGACUCAUCAUCGCCGGAACCAGCUGCUAUUCCCGCAACCUGGACUACGAACGCCUGAGGCUGAUCGCUAAUGAGAACGGAGCGUACCUGAUGGGAGACAUGGCUCACAUCAGUGGACUGGUGGCUGCAGGAGUGGUGCCCUCCCCCUUCGAGUACUGUGACAUUAUUACCACAACGACACACAAGACGCUGCGAGGCUGCCGCGCCGGACUAAUCUUCUUCAGGAAAGGAGUUCGCAGUGUGGAUGCCAAGGGGAAAGAGACUCUGUACAACUUGGAGUCUUUGAUCAAUCAGGCUGUGUUUCCUGGGCUGCAGGGAGGACCGCACAACCACGCUAUCGCAGGUGUUGCAGUGGCUCUCAAACAAGCCAUGACCCCAGAGUUCAAGGCCUACCAGGUGCAGGUUCUUGUUAACUGCAAAUCUCUAUCCAGCGGCCUCAUUGACCACGGCUACAAGAUCGUCACAGGCGGCUCUGACAACCAUCUGAUCCUGCUGGACCUGCGCACUAAGGGAACCGAUGGAGGACGAGCAGAGAAGGUUCUGGAGGCCUGUGCCAUCGCCUGUAAUAAGAACACCUGUCCAGGGGAUAAGAGUGCUCUGCGCCCGAGUGGCUUGAGGUUCGGCUCUCCAGCUCUGACCUCCAGGGGCUUGAUGCAGGAAGACUUCAAGAAGGUGGCCGACUUCAUUCACAGAGGCAUCGAGCUGACCCUGGAGAUUCAGGGGAGUCUGGACCCCAAAGCCCCUCUGAAGGAGUUCAUCGCAGCGCUGCGGCAGGGAGAGAAGUUCCAGCAGAGAGUUUCAGAAAUCAAAGCCGAGGUGGAGGCCUUCGCCGGCCAGUUCCCCAUGCCUGGCCUCCCUGAGCUGUAGAAGCAUUGAUGGUUAUAACAAACAUUAUGAUGCCAAAUGUUUGUGUUGUGUUGUUUUGUGUGUAUAUUUGUUUUGUUAAAAUCAGGACCCAGCAGUUCAGCUUUGGCCAGAUUUGUCUUAAUGGUUAAAAAGAAAGAUUUGCAGACUUGUUUUCCCCUCCAAAUAUCCGUGUUGCAGCGGUGCCUUCUCUGUUUUAGAAAUGGUUUGCUUUGGUCUUGGAUGUUUCUAUUACAUUGAAGCUUUAAUCAUGGCUGAAAUCAACAUAUAUUAAUCAAAAUAAACUGUUUUCCACACUGAUCAAUGAA
Gymnodraco acuticeps is the source of this 1927-nucleotide messenger RNA. RefSeq names its product serine hydroxymethyltransferase 1 (soluble) (gene shmt1). The coding region runs from base 174 to 1622 and encodes 482 amino acids. Gene Ontology annotation, cellular component: cytosol; nucleus; cytoplasm. Gene Ontology annotation, biological process: purine nucleobase biosynthetic process; folic acid metabolic process; protein homotetramerization. The transcript is spliced from 12 exons. Lineage: Eukaryota; Metazoa; Chordata; Actinopteri; Perciformes; Bathydraconidae. The record is from RefSeq and is a predicted model, not a curated record. Gene Ontology annotation, molecular function: pyridoxal phosphate binding; serine binding; mRNA regulatory element binding translation repressor activity.